AUGGAGAACUUCAAAGAACUUACCCUUCAAGAUGCCGAAAAGGCUUUAUCGCACGAGCUAGAGCUUCUUACAUCAGACAUCCCAGACACUCUUGAAAGUGAGAAGAAGCGAUUUGCGCAGCAGAUGCAAUCGUUUCAAAAUCUUUUUAAGCGGUUUAUCGAAACAGCAAAGGAUUGCGACUGGGAAAAAAUUGAUUUGUUGCCGGAUGAUUACCUUAAAUCAUACAGAAUGUUACCGAAAGUUACCAAUCCUGCUAUUAUAAAGGAACAACUUAAUAAGCUUGUUGUCAUCAAGCUCAAUGGUGGUUUGGGUACAAGUAUGGGUUGUACUGGUCCAAAAUCACUCAUCUCUGUCAGAAAUGAGUUGACGUUCCUGGAUUUAACCAUUCAACAAAUUGAGAAUCUCAACAAAUCUUUCGGCUGCAGUAUUCCUCUUGUAUUGAUGAAUUCCUUUAACACCCAAGAAGAGACCGCUAAGGUUUUACGGAAGUACCAAAAAGUUAACGUUGAAAUUGAGACAUUUGUCCAAAGCAUGUAUCCUCGUUUGAAUCGAGAGUCCUUAUUGCCCAUUGUGAAGCACGUCGACCCAGCUCUGUUGGUGGGAUCGAAGACGUCGGAGAAUUACGAUCACCCACCCGUCGACCUUUCCGGUUGGUAUCCUCCAGGCCACGGUGAUGUCUAUCGCCGCUUCUGCGGGUCUGGAUUAGCCGAGAAGAUGCGCAAGGCAGGAAAAGAAUGGAUAUUUAUUUCCAACAUUGAUAAUCUCGGUGCCUGCGUUGAUUUAAAUAUCCUAAAUUUUCUCACUUCGGAUCCAAAGUCAGCACCCGGUUUUGUGAUGGAGGUGACCGACAAAACAAGAGCCGAUGUCAAAGGUGGUACACUGGUAGGAUACGAAGGACGUUUGCGACUUCUUGAAAUUGCACAGGUCCCUCCAGAACAUGUCGACGAGUUCACUAGCGUGCGCAAGUUUCGCAUCUUCAAUACGAACAACUUGUGGGCCAAAUUGAGCGAGGUAGAGGAGUUAGUGAAAAACGAUCAAAUGACCAUGGAAGUGAUUCGAAAUCCCAAAACCCUUGACUCCGGCCUCAAUAUUAUCCAGCUUGAGGAGGCUGCUGGUGCUGCCAUCCGCAACUUCAAGGGUGCUAUUGGUAUCAACGUGCCCCGUAGCCGUUUCCUUCCUGUCAAGACGACAUCGGAUCUGUUACUUCUCAUGUCCAACCUCUACAGUCUUGACAACGGUACCAUUAUGAUGUCACCCAAGCGUUCAUUCCCAACUGUGCCAUUGGUGAAGUUAGGAGAUGAAUUCAAGAAAGUCAAGGACUUCUUGUCGCGCUUUGCAAACAUCCCUGACCUGUUGGAGUUGGACCACCUGACAAUCGCUGGUAACGUAUACAUUGGCCAAGACGUCUCUCUUAAGGGGACGGUCAUUAUUAUUGCAAAUCAUGGGGAGAAGAUAUGCAUCCCUAAAGGUUCUCAAUUGGAAAACAAAAUUGUCUCUGGUAACCUGCACAUCUUGGAUCACUAA
Hydatigera taeniaeformis is the source of this 1524-nucleotide messenger RNA. NCBI's taxonomy places the organism in Eukaryota, Metazoa, Platyhelminthes, Cestoda, Cyclophyllidea, Taeniidae. The record is from the annotation of a GenBank genome assembly.